Messenger RNA from Mixia osmundae IAM 14324, 873 nucleotides. RefSeq lists its product as uncharacterized. Bases 1 to 873 code for a protein of 290 amino acids. The transcript is spliced from 6 exons. NCBI's taxonomy places the organism in Eukaryota, Fungi, Basidiomycota, Mixiomycetes, Mixiales, Mixiaceae. The record is from RefSeq and is a predicted model, not a curated record.
AUGAGCACAGACACAGCCAGAGGCAUCGAUGCACAAAAGGCCACGGCCAACUUCGCCAGAGCGGCCAAGAAGGAUCCUGCAGUCUACCCGCUCGCGCUGAUCAUCGGCGGUAUCUUCUGCGUCGGUGGAUACUUCGUCACGACCAAGUGGGCAGGCGAGAAGAAGCCCCCCCGCGCAGAUAUGGAACUCAUUAACCCGGCCAGUCGAUCGUACCGACGAAACUACAAGCAAGAGACGAUCGAGCAAGCCCGUGCUCGUGUCCGCCUAAGCGAAGCCCCCGGUCGGACUUCGGACUUGAUCCCUCUCUGCACGCACUGCAUAUAUUCGCUUUCGAUACAGAAGCCUAGUCUGGUCGCUACGCUAGGUCUUAUGCCCGACAGGACAGGGCUGUUCCUGUACAGAUCUGCAUUGCAUUCACCUUUAACGUCACUUUGGGCUGCUUUGCCUGCCUCCUUUACCUCGCCAUGCCAUGCUCGCAUGCGAAUGAGUUUUGUCUUCGAUAUGAGCGUCUUUGCAACUCCCAAGCCGGCCACGCAGACGACGCUGAGCUUAGAGCAAAUUGGUAAAGCCAACAGAGAUGCGCAGCUCGACGGCGUGCUAUGGGGCACAGGCGCCGGUUUCCUCACAGCUUUCAUUGGCCUGCGAAUGCUGAAGCUCUCGAGGAACUCAUCGACCUUAGCAGGGCUGCUCUCGGGCGUCAUGGGCGGCUGGUACAUCUCCCGAACGACGCUAGUCAGCAAUAUAGCUGUUGCAGAGGCCAAAGAAGCAAGGUCUCGCAAUCUCAGGACAGAUGGCAGCAAUCCUUACGAGGGAGGCUUUGGAGGGCAAGAGACUCUGCGAGAUAAGUAUGCAUCUACCUCGGGAGAACACUAG